GACUUCUGACCAGUCAGUAGGCGCAGCGCGCCCUUUGGUUUCGCGAGCUAGUGUUUGCCGCCUCAGUUCCCGCGACCCCAACGUCCCAGAGGCGGGGCCCGGAAUCAGCGGAGGCUCUCCUUGGAGUAGCCUCGGUUCUGGCCCAACAAACACACCUCAGUUUUGCAGAGAUUGCGGAUACUGAAGAUUUGAAGUUAAGUACAUCAUUUACAAAUGUUAUGGAGCCUACAUAUCUUCUUGCAAGACCCCAGAUGAAUACCAGGUUUCCUUCAAGCAAGAUAGUACCUUUCCACUUUCCUCCAUCAAAGUAUGCACUUUGGAACCCAAUGCCAAUUGGAGAUUUCAUCUGCUUACAUCUCAAUCACUACAGAAAUCCAAAGCUUGUGGUGACUGAAAAGACCCUUCGACUUGCUUACCGUCAUGCUAAACAGAAUAAAAAAAAUGUGCCAUGCUUUUUACUUGGUUCUCUCACAGUAGAUGAAGAUGAAGAAGGUGUUACAUUGACAGUAGAUCGCUUUGACCCUGGUCGAGAAGUACCUGAAUGCUUAGAAAGAACCCCUACUGCUUCUCUUCCUGGAGACUUUGUGAUCCCCUGCAAAGUUCAUACUCAAGGAUGUUGUUCAAGAGAAAUGAUUGUUCAUGAUGUAGAUGACUUCAGUUCAACUUUUAAGGCUCUACAGCACCAUGUAUGUAGCAAAGAUUCCUUGGACUGUGGUAAGCUGCUUUUCCUAAGAGCUCAUAUUACUUCCAGGGAGAAUUUGGACAAUGUGGAUUUUGACUUGCACUGGACAGCUGUAACUCUAGCAAAUAACUUUAAAUGUGCACCUGUGAAGCCCAUCCCCAUUAUUCCAACAGCUCUGGCAAGAAAUUUGAGCAGUAACUGGAAUAUUUCUCAAGUUCAAGGGACAUAUAAAUAUGGAUAUCUUACCAUGGAUGAAACACGCAAAUUGUUACUUUUAUUGGAAUCUGAUCCCAAGGUUUGUUCUCUACCAUUAGUGGGAAUUUGGUUGGCUGGAAUUAUACAUAUCUACAGUCCUCAGGUUUGGGCUUGCUGCUUGCGAUACAUGUUCAGUUCUUCUAUUCAAGAAAGGGUUUUUUCACAAUCUGGAAAUUUCAUCAUAGUUCUUUAUUCUUUGACACAUAAGGAACCUGAGUUUUAUGAAUGCCUCCCUUGUGAUGACAAAGUACCUGAGCUUCGAUUUCAUUUACUGACCAGCAAGGAAACAUUACAUCUUUUCAAUAAUGUUGAACCUUCUGACAAAAAUCAAAUCCAUUUUGAACUGAGUGCUGAAAGCCAAGAUACAGAAACAGAAUUUUUCAGCAAGUUUUCAAAGAGUCUUUCAACUAAGAGUUCUUCCCAGAAGUUAUCUCUUGGAAAAAUACCAGUAAAUGAUCAUGACUCUGGUGUUGAAGAUGAAGAUUUUUCUCCAAGACCAAUUCCUAGUCCUCAUCCAGUGAGUCAGAAGAUUUCCAAGAUCCAACCAUUAGUUCCUGAACUUUCACUUGUUUUAGAUGGCAAUUUUAUAGAAUCAAAUCAUAUGUUGAAUCCAUUAGAAACGGUGAACACUGAAAAUUCUCGUUUGUUGAUUCAGCACUCUGAACACUUGAAGGCAAUGAAACCUGAGCUUUAUGAUGAGAAACACAGCCCAGAAGCUGAACCUGGAGAGUCUUCCUUAAAAGGGAUAUCAAGUCAGUUUAAUCAGGACAGUGCUCCUUUGAGGAGCAAGAGCAAGACAGACAGCAAAGUAAGACAGCCAUCUACCUGUAACAUAGGGAACCCUCAUUUUAGGAAUAAGAGUGUUCAGCCAUCUUCUUUUAAUGUUCCACCUCCUGAUAUAACUGAGAAACUUCAAGCAGUUUCUGCUGGAAAUGUACAGAAAGAAGAGUAUCCUCUAAGAACCUCCUCAUUUAAUUCUAGACAGUCUUCUCUUGCUCCACAGUCCCAUCCACACAAUUUUGUUUUUUCACCUCAUAAUUCAGGAAGACCAAUAGAAGGUCAGGUACCUGCUCCCCCACUACCAACUUAUUAUUCCACAAAUGUCUGCAGCUGUUAUCAGCAUCAUGGCCAUAUUCAAUAUAGUCCAAUAAGUUCUUGGCAAGGAGUAAAUACAGUUGGAUCCAUUCAAGACCUCCAGUCUGAAGCCCUUCAGAAACAUUCAUUGAUUCAUCCAAGUGGAUGUCCAGCUCUGUGUCAUAAAGCAUUCUAUUCUUCAAGUAGCCCUGUAGCCUUGAGACCUCAGGGAGGCAUGGAUAGUUGUUCUCCCCACAACAAUGUAGAACCAUCGCCUGUGGCAAGACCUUCACAUAUAGACUCUUGUAACCCACAUCCUUGUGCAGUGUGUAUGCACACAACCAAGACUGAGUCAGAUAAUGGAAUGAUGGGACUGUCUCCAGAUGCUUAUCGGUUCGUCACAGAGCAAGACAGACAGCUGAGGCUACUUCAGGCACAGAUUCAGCGUUUGCUGGAAGCACAGUCUCUGAAGCCUGGUUCCCCUAAGACAACUAUUGUUGAAGACACUGUGCAAGCUACAAAGCAAAUGGAGCUGGUUUCCAUGGAAGCACAGUCUUCCCCUGGCUCGCACAUGAAAAAAAGUGUAAGCAUUGCUGUGAGCACAGGUGCCAGCCUGUUUUGGAAUGCACCAGGCGAUGAUCAAGAUUCUCAACUGAAGCAAGAUGACACCAAGAUUUCUAGUGAGGACAUGAAUUUUUCUGUCGAUAUUAAUAAUGAAGUCACAAGUCCUCCAGGUAGUGCAUCUUCAUUAAGAGAAGUUGAUAUUCCCAGUUUUGAAGAAAGCAACAUUGCUGUGGAAGAAUUUAAUCAGCCAGUUAAUGAAUCCAACUCUUCUUCAGAUGUGAGAAAAGAACCCGAUGUGCCGAUAUUCUUUCCAAAUGCCUUGCUGGCAGAGAGCAUGAACAUGUGCUUACAGACCGGGCCAACAGAGGGUGCCAAUACCAAUACUGAAAAGUCUGAGAAACCAAAAAUUGAGCAAGUAAUGCAACCUUUGUCUCAUCAGCCAUCAGAUAACCAGAACAUCUACCAGGAUUUAUUGGGUCAAGUGAACCAUCUAUUAAGUAACUCCUCCAAAGAAACUGAACAGUCAUCUACUAAAGCAGUACUUAUCAGCCAUGAAUGUACCAGAACCCAAAAUGUUUACCAUACAAAGAAAAAAAAACACAGUUCAGGACUGGUGGACAAAGAUUGUGUUCUGAAUGCAACUCUUAAGCAACUAAGAAGCCUGGGAGUAAAAAUUGAUUCUCCCACUAAAGUGAAGAAAAAUUCACAUAAAGUGGAUCAGGCCAGUGUGUUGGCAUGCAUCAGCCCAGAAGCAGUGAUCUCUGGAUUAAACUAUAUGUCUUUUGCUAAUGUUGGCAUGAGUGGUUUAAGCCCCACUGGUGUGGAUUUGAGCAUGGAGGCAAAUGCUAUAGCGCUGAAAUAUUUAAAUGAAAAUCAGCUGUCACAACUGUCUCUCACUCGAUCAAACCAAAAUAAUUGUGACUCAUCUUUUAGCCUUCUACAUAUUAAUACAGACAAAAACACAGUGGGACUUAGCUUAAUUUCACCAAGCAACAUGUCAUUUGCAACCAAAAAAUACUUGAAGAGAUAUGGACUCAUACAAAGCAGUGAUAAUAGUGGAGAUGAAGAGGAUCCUCCUACCUCUGCAGAUAGUAUGAGUUCAAAUUCAUUGAAUCAAACCCCUACUUCCAUAGCUGCACAAGUUGGUCAUCAGAAAGAACCUUUGAGGAAUACCUAUGAAACAACUAAUUGCUAUAACUGUGAAUCCAUGGACACUAACACAGAUGUACCAGUAUUGAGAAAUAUCACAAAUGAAGUUGUGCAGUCUAAAGUAACUCAGCAAUUGAAGGAAAACCCAGCUUUCUUAUUAAAGAACCUCAGGCCUGGUCCUGCAGUAAACCUCCGGCCUGGAAAAGCCGAGUUUACUCAACAUCCUGAGAAAGAAAAUGAAAGGGAUGUCCCAAUUUUUCCUGAAAGUUUACAACCUUCUGAAACUUUAAAGCAAAUGAAUAGCAUGAACUCAGUAGGUACCUUUUUAGAUGUAAAACGUCUCAGACAGUUGCCAAAAUUAUUUUAAACCUUUAACUCUUUCUUUUCUGAUACAAGAACUGGUAUCUUCUGAAGGUACUUGGAGAAACCAGAGCCUUUGAGUAGUUUUGGAUUCCUAAUCACUGUAGGAGACAAUCUCUUUAUUGGUAACAGCUGAUUACAAAGAGCUGAACAAAUGACUUGAUUGUCUGUGAGAUAACAGGCUAAUGAGGAGGCCAGAUUCUUAUUCAGCAUCACUGAAACCUUUUAAAAAAGAAAAAACUCCUAACAGUUAUUUCAACAAAUUUAGAUAAAUAGAUGCUCUUCAACUCUCUCAACUGCUGUUUUAUGUUGUGUGUUUUAAAAAGUCCAUUUUCCUAGCAUGUUGCAUUUAGGCAUCUACCCAGUAUCAGUAAAAAACCAUAAACUUACCCUGACCCUGGCUGAAUUAGCAAAAUCAGCCCUUCUUGAGUUUAAGGGGAAAGUUACUUUUUAAAAUAUUUUAAGAUAUUUCAUAUAAGGUAUGUAUUUCCUCUUAAGUAUAUUAGUUAAACUCUGCAAGUAAAACUUGAGAUCUGGUGGGUUGAUGUUCAACAUACAGCAUUAGUUAUUAUUAAAUAAGAAAAGUAUUGGGUAUGAGUGUGUUUUAUAAACUUUGUGAUUUUUUUCAAAUGUCUUAAUAUUUUUAAAUACGACAAUAAAAAUGUCUAAAUUGACUGUU
Marmota monax (woodchuck) is the source of this 4763-nucleotide messenger RNA. RefSeq names its product STIL centriolar assembly protein (gene Stil). NCBI's taxonomy places the organism in Eukaryota, Metazoa, Chordata, Mammalia, Rodentia, Sciuridae. The transcript is spliced from 17 exons. The coding region runs from base 219 to 4091 and encodes 1290 amino acids. Gene Ontology annotation, biological process: protein localization to centrosome; mitotic spindle organization; centrosome duplication. Gene Ontology annotation, cellular component: centrosome; centriole. The record is from RefSeq and is a predicted model, not a curated record.